Chlamydomonas reinhardtii is the source of this 1914-nucleotide messenger RNA. RefSeq lists its product as uncharacterized. The record is from RefSeq and is a predicted model, not a curated record. The transcript has 4 exons. NCBI's taxonomy places the organism in Eukaryota, Viridiplantae, Chlorophyta, Chlorophyceae, Chlamydomonadales, Chlamydomonadaceae. The coding region runs from base 127 to 1407 and encodes 426 amino acids.
CACUCCCUGAACUCAAACACACAGAGCACCUGCUCCUGCUGCGGGCCCCAGUAGCAACUUGUUUCGCGAGCGCAACUGCGUCGCGGGACGCUUCGUUCUUCCCGCAACCAAGCCUUUUCAUUCACCAUGGCUGCUGUUAUGCAGCCCAAGGCUGCUGGGCGUGUCGCAAGAAAGCUCGGGUUUGACGACUGCAGUGUCGGCAACGUGCUCGAGGAUGGACAUGGGAAUGCACGGCCUUUCUCCACGCCCGUAGGGACGGUGGCGGUUCCUGUGCCACCACUGGCACCUAAGCUGUAUCCCUUCAGCACGCAGCAACUUGAGCCGAGCAGCCCCACACGCCACAACUUCUCGCACCCUUGGCCCGAGGCCGUCACCCCUAAGACCGUCGACUGCACGGCGGCUAGCGCGGCAGCUUGGUUCCCACGGAAGUACUUCUCGCGCAAGUGGAACCCGCUCACCAGUGUGGUGCACCUGCACCCCCGGCAGCCCGAGCGCAGCCGCAAGCUGCAAGGCACCUUCGACGCAGCAGCCGCCACCAACGCCGCACCGGGCCAGCACCAGCGGUCGGCAGGCGUGGCCGUACGCAUGGCUUACCAGCCGUGGCGCGCCGGCUGCUGGGAUGUGCUGCAGAAGUCCUCGAGCUCGACAGCGGGCGGCGGGGGCAGCGGCGGCGGCAGCAGCUAUGCAGUUCGGCGGGCGCUGCGCCGGGUGUGGUGGGUGGAGGGCCCUUGCCAGUUGUUUGGGACGCUGCUGCUUCACCAGCAGCAGCCGUGGACUCAGGAGGGGCAUCAGCUGCAGCUGCUGGUGCAGCAAUGCGCAUGGAAGCAGUCGAUCGAAGCGCUGGCCGAGCGAGCGGCGGCGGCGGCGCAGGGCAAGGGGAUGUGGCAGCGGCGGCGGCAGCCCGUGCCCCAGCAGGCGCCGCAGCUGAGGCCGCUUUCCACGCUACGGGAAGUGGAGGAGGAGGAGGAGGUGGACGAGGAGGAGAAGGUGGCGGUGGAGGAGAUGGAGGUGGCGAUGGAGAAGGAGGCGCAGGAGAAGCGGGCGGCGGAGGAGGCAAAGAAGCGGGCGGCGGAGGCGAAGCUGGCACGCAAGGAAGCGAUGUGGCGUCAGCACUUGGCGCAGCUGCAGCAGCAUGCCAUGCCGCAACAGCAGCAGCAGGAGUCGUUUACCGCUGAUGAGCAGGAGUCGCGGCCGCAGGAGCCGCAGGCACGGCAGCAGCCGCAGUGCCGGAUUCAGCACGACUGCCACGACGACGGCAAGCUUGUGGCUGAACGGGAGCAGAAGCGGCAGCGGCAGCAAGAACAGGGCCGGCGGGCGGACGGGCCGGCGCAGCACAGCAAGCGGCACCGUGGCUGCCGCGGCGGGAAGAAGGCUCAGAAGCGGCGCGCCCGUGACCGGCAAGCGUAGCGGUCGGUAGUAGUGGCAUGCAUCUGCAGGUCGGCGGCUCACCUGGCGGCGGCACGUCCGAUGCAGCAAUAGCUGUACAUGAGCGGCCGCGCGAGCGUCUGUGCGUCAUCAUGUCUGGCCCGCGAGCUAGGCUGCCCAGGACGCCGGCGCACCCCACCCCCCUGUUUGCACUGGUGUUGCUGACUUGACGGCAAGCGUGCGCGCGGCAGUGGCGGUACGGUGUGAAUGAGAAUGAGUAUGGAAGACCUCGCCCUUUGCGCGUUGCAAGUCGAGGGGAGCGAGGGCGUUGGCUUCGAAUGAGUAGCAGUUGGGCUGGUGCGUGGGUGUGUAGUUGGUACGGGUUAGGCUGGCGAAGCAACUUGGUGCCCAACGGCUUGUUGGCAGAAGUCACAAGACGUUUGGUGUCCUGCAAGACCAUUGUGACAGCAUGCCUCGUGGGUUUCCUCAAUGCAUGGAGUGGUUGGUUUUCAAUGCUACAAAAGACUGCUGCAUGGUUCUUACGACGGU